AUGGCAAGAAAUCGUUCUGUGCAGACUCGCGAAUUGGUUGUCGCUUGCUGUUCCAAUUUAGUGGAAGCUCAUGCUCCUCGGAUAAAAUCUGGCUGGCAGAAUUUGUUUUCUGUUUGGACGCUAGCUGCUGGUGAUGUUCAAAAAGACAUCGUUGAGGCAGCUUUUAUAGCCAGCUCUAGAGUGGUUCUUUAUCAGUUUAAAGAAGAUUUUGCUUCGGUUUUAGACGCCUUUCAGGAGGCUUUAAAAUGCUUAGCUGAGUUUGCUUGUAAUACGAAUCAUCCUGACAUGAACAUGGAAGCAAUACGACUAAUUCGCUCCUGUGGAGAGAUCGAAUUGUUGAUGCGCCCUGGGAAGAGUCUUGGAGUGUAUCAGGGGAUCAACGGAUAUGGCUCCGAGGAUGGUUUCCAAUUUUCUUUGAACUAA
Molecule: messenger RNA, 423 nt
Organism: Strongylus vulgaris
Lineage: Eukaryota; Metazoa; Nematoda; Chromadorea; Rhabditida; Strongylidae
Source: the annotation of a GenBank genome assembly